Messenger RNA from Ascoidea rubescens DSM 1968, 3312 nucleotides. RefSeq names its product mRNA transport regulator MTR10 (gene MTR10). Gene Ontology annotation, biological process: protein import into nucleus. Lineage: Eukaryota; Fungi; Ascomycota; Saccharomycetes; Ascoideales; Ascoideaceae. Gene Ontology annotation, cellular component: nuclear membrane; cytoplasm. Gene Ontology annotation, molecular function: small GTPase binding. The transcript has a single exon. Bases 1 to 3312 code for a protein of 1103 amino acids. The record is from RefSeq and is a predicted model, not a curated record.
AUGUCUGAUUCCCACGAUGUCCAUCUUGUCCACUUGAAGAAUGCUCUCACUACGAUGUACUCCAAUGCUGACGAGCUCUCCAAGAAGAAUGCCUUUCAGUUUCUAGAAAAUUUUCAGAAGUCCUUUGAGGCCUGGAACCUCGUCAACUUGAUCUUGCAAAACGACAACAUCAACGCCUAUUCAAUUGAGACCAGGCUCUUUGCUGCUCAGACACUCAGAUCUAAGAUCAUCUACGACCUCACCCAAAUGGCUCCUUCAAACGCAUCCAAUUUCGAAAACUUGCUGCAAUUGAAAAAUUUCAUCCUCACUUCCUUGCUUUUCUAUUCCUCCCCCAACUUCAAUUCAAAACUCAUAAGAACACAACUAAACCUUUCUCUCAUCAAUCUCUGUUUGCAGUACUUGUCCUGGGAAAACCCCAUCGAUGAAAUCAUAUCCUUCUUCUCCUCCAACACCCAACAACUUGCCAAUUCCAUCCCAAAUGAUCCCAACAGCAGCAGCAACAACAACAACAAUCUAUUGGAAUUCCUAAAAAUCCUACCAGAAGAGGUCUCUUCCAAAAACAAAACCCCUCUUACCGAUGACGAAUUCACUAAACGUUCUAAUCUCUUGAUCACCUCUCAAACUGAUAAAAUUUUCACCUUCCUUAUAUCUUCAAUCAACAAUAUUCAAUCCACCCCAUCUCUUCAAAACACAGCCAUAAUCCAAAAUAUUAAAUUGCUACUAGAAUGUCUUUCCUCCUGGAUUAAAGAAUUCCCAAUACAAGUCAUCCUAGAAAAUAACUCCAUAAUAUCUUUCAUUUUCAAUUCCAUAAAUAUUGCUGAAACUUUCGAAAUCUCCAUCGAUUGUCUUUGCUCAAUUCUAAACGAAUCAAAGGAUCUAAUAGUAUACGAUACAACAACAAACGCCAUCAAUACAAACAAUCAGCCAAUCUACUCUCUCUACAACAGCAUACUCUCUCAACUACAACCUCUCCUUUUUAAUAACUUUGACGACUAUGAUAUUGUCAAUAAUCUAACAAGACUAUUUGUUGAAGCUGCCGAAUCUUGGCACAUUUUAAUUGUCUCAGAUCCUCAAACUUUCAACCCUCUAAUCCAACUACUAUUAAAAUGCUCAACCUACGAAGAUCUAGACAUAGUAAAAUACACCUUCUAUUUCUGGUUUCUUUUAAAACAAACCCUAAUCUCUCAAAAAUUUAAAAACUCGAAAAUCUACUUUAAAGACUCUUACUUGAAUCUAAUCCAAAUUAUCCUAAAACACCUACAAUAUCCAAAUCCAGAUGAUGACAACGAUGACGAUAACACCACCACCACAACUACCAAUACCACUACCAGCGCAACCGCCACCACCCAUAAUAACUCAAACUUAUCAACUUUAAAUAACGCUCCUACUUCUUCAUCAUCCAAAAACGAAAACAACAACAUGGACACAAGACAUUUAUUUGAUGACUUGGAACAAGAAGACAAGUUCAAAGAAUUUAGAUACGACAUGGGUGAUGUUCUAAAAGACUGCGUACUCAUUGUUGGCACAAAGGACGCUUUAUCCAUCCCUCUACAACAACUAUCCGAUUUCCUAUCCUCCUACAAUAACUCCCCAAACAAAUCUUACUACAACUGGCAACCAGUAGAAGCUAGCUUUUUUGCCUUAAGAUCAAUGGCCCAAGAAAUCCAUCUAUCUGAAAACACAAUCCUACCCCAAAUUAUGCAAAUCGCGAUUAAUUUACCAAAGGAAAACCUAAAAAUUAGAUACGCUAUAACUUUAUUCUUUGGUAGAUACACAGAAUGGACUUCAAGGCAUAAUGAAUAUCUAGAACUACAACUAAACUAUAUUAUAAACAACUUUCAAUCUCAAGAUUCUCAAAAUAACUUACCCUUAAUUAGUGCCUCCUCUCAUUCUUUAAUGUACUUUUGCCAGGAUUGCUCAAAAUUAUUAAUCCCCUUUUUACCAAAUUUAUACCAGUUUUACUCAAACGUUAAAAACAAUAUAGACCUCUCAAGUCUUUAUGAACUAACUGAUGGAAUCGCUCACAUAAUCAACAAACAAGAUGAAAUUGAACAAUUUGAAAAUUCAAAAUUAUUCCUAGAACCAAUCUUAUCCGUCUUGAAUAACUACAACCUUUGCUUUCAAUCAAAGGACUUUUCAAAUAUAUCUGGCGUCUCAAAUGAAAAGGAUUUAUCAAUCAAAAUCGCUGAUGAAAUUGAAAUCAUCUCAAUCUUUAUCAGUCUAAUUAAACCAAAAAAUUUAACCGCAGACUCAAAUCAAAUCUCAAAUCUAAUCAUCCAAUUCAUUUGGCCAAUUGUUAAAGACUUGCUAAAUAAUUUUGGUUCCUAUUCUCCCGUCAGUGAAAGGGGCUUGAAAUUCAUUAAAUUAUCACUACAAACUUAUACAACUUAUCUCCUACCAAUCUUAAGUGAUAUCAUCAACAUAUUAUCAAUUGGCUUUCAAAAAUAUCAAUAUGGCUGCUAUAUAUGGCUAACUGGUGUUGUUAUUAGAGAAUUCAGCGAUGAAUAUAUCACUGAUGACAUUAAAAAAAUCGUCACUUACUUUGCAUUUCAACAAUCAUUAACUUUUUUCGAAUUUUUCAGUCAAAAGACAUCCUUAAUGAUUCCUAGUAACAAUUUUAUACCAACCUUACCCUCCGAUAAAUUAUCGGCUUUGGUUGAUAUAUCUGAUAAUAUUGAAGACUUUUACAGAAUGUUAGAUGAAUUCUUAACGUUUUAUCCUUUUGAAUUUAUUAGAUCUUCUGAAGUCGUUUAUAAAUCUUUAGAAGUGGCUUUAUAUUCUUUAAACUCUGAUAAAUUCGAAUGUGGUGCAGCCGUUUUGCAUUAUUUAGUCGAUUUGUUUUCUUGGGGCUUUGAAUAUCCUCCAAUAUCAUAUUUUGAUGAAGUCCCUAAUGAUAUUAGACAAUUAAUCUUUGAUAUCUUGAUGUCUAAUUCAAAUAAUGUCCAACAAAAUUAUGCAUUCAAAUUCUUAACAAGAUUGAUUUUUGGAUUAAUUUAUAAUUUCCCAUUGGACUGUCAACCUGAUGUUUAUGAUUUGAUCAAUAAAUUACUACAUUUAUCAUUUAUUUCAAAUAAAACAGAUAAUAGACAAGUUAUUUAUACUUGGUUUACGAAUUUACUUGAUUUUUUUCCAGAAGGUAGUGUUUCCGAACCUGAAAAGGUUAAAUUACUUUCAUCAAUCACAAAUUGCUUAAAUUCAAAGGAUUUUCGAAACGUCAAAAACAGUAUCACUGAUUUUAUCAGUUAUUAUAUUAGAAAAAAUGUCAAACCAAGAACCACAUUUGGCAACAGCGAUGAUGGUUUAUUUAAUUAA